AUGAAUUUAACUAAUCUUGAUCAAGCAAUCAAAUAAUUUGAAAGCCCCAAUUAGACCAACUAAGGUUUAAAAAUUACAGAUAUGGAAUGUAAAUCAGAAUAGAAGUUUGAUAUAUUAGAGAAUGUUUAGAGUAAUAAACGAUUAAAACAAUAUUCAAAAGAACAAUUAGAAUUAAAUAAACAAAAUAAUUGGGCAAAUGCUUAUUACUAAACUUAAUAAGGGAAUGAAAAUGUAGAAGAAAAUAAUUCUUAAAAUUUAGAAUAAAAUUGUUAUGGUUUUUUUGGUGAUGAUAACAAGAAUGCUUCCAAUUAUCCCAAUUUUGUUAAUUAAAGUUAUAAAUUGUUUGCCAGUGUCUAACAAGUCAUUGAUAUGCAAAGACUUUUUGAACUUGAAAAAAAUGAAUUAGAAUAAAGGAUUACAUAACAAAGAGUUCGCGAUGAACUUAAUUUAAGAUAAAAAUUGGCUGAAUAUGAAUUAAAUGUAAAAUAAUUUAUGGUUCAAAGAAACGAAUUCGAAAAGAAGUUAUAAGAAACACAACAAUUAUUUAAAUUAUCUAGUGUAAUUGAUUAAAGUGAUAAUCACUAAGAUAUUAUUAUGAAAUUAAUUUAAGAAAAUUAAGCAUUAUCUAUUAAUUCUAGCAAUAUAAUAAAAGAAUAAAAAGUUAAAUAAAAGGAAUUAGAAUUAAAAGUUGAUCAUCUGAUAGAAUUUUCGGAUAAGAUAUUUAAAUUUGAAAUAAAAUUGUAGGAAGAAGAUAAAUUCAAUAAAAUAAUCAAUUAACCAAUUAAUUGA
Messenger RNA from Paramecium tetraurelia, 789 nucleotides. RefSeq lists its product as uncharacterized. NCBI's taxonomy places the organism in Eukaryota, Ciliophora, Oligohymenophorea, Peniculida, Parameciidae. The transcript is spliced from 4 exons. The record is from RefSeq and is a predicted model, not a curated record.